Leptomonas pyrrhocoris is the source of this 819-nucleotide messenger RNA. RefSeq names its product putative mitochondrial I/6 autoantigen-like protein. The record is from RefSeq and is a predicted model, not a curated record. Bases 139 to 819 code for a protein of 226 amino acids. The transcript has a single exon. Gene Ontology annotation, molecular function: calcium ion binding. NCBI's taxonomy places the organism in Eukaryota, Euglenozoa, Kinetoplastea, Trypanosomatida, Trypanosomatidae.
GAAACGAUUUGUCGUCAAAGAGUUAACUGAAAAGAAAAAAGUAUAUAUCGGUAUCCCAGAAAAAUUCCUUUUUUCUUCUCUCUUCUUACCUACCAUCAAGUUUCCUUUUUAUUGCCUACUUUUUCAUUGUCAGGAAGCAUGCCGAUCUCGACUACUGAAGCCUUUGCGAAGCGUCACGUCACGCGCGACGAUGGUGUAGAUGUUCUUCCACGUAAGGUGAUCACCGUCGCCGCCCUCGAGGCGGGAUACUGCCUCUCCUCACCCACAGUUAAUGAUGCUAUGGGCGGUGCCACGUACCCUGACCAGAUGACCGCAGAAGAGUUUGCGGCGCUUUGCGAGAAGAACAAGUCUGCAUUCAUGUCCGCUGAGGAUAUGGCUAAGUCUGUUGUCGUGGUGGCACCUUCUGGAGUCAUCACUCGUGGAUCUCUCGAGGAGAUCAUUAAAAAGAGCAACAACAAGGGCGAUGCGCUUUCCGAGGAUGAGGUGGAAGCUCUGUUCACGACGCUAGACACCGACAACAAAGGCGCCAUUACGGCUGAAGACUUCAUGCGUUCCCUCUAUGGCGACGAAGGCGCGUUCCGGCUGGCAGAGCGCCGCAAGCUGGACACCGCAGAGGCGGAGCGCCGAAAGGAAGAGGCGGCUGGCCAGGAACUUGCUCGCAAGGAGAAGGAAGAGAACGACAGGCGCAAGGGUGCGGCUGCUGAGGCCAAGCGUAAGGAAGAGGAAGAGCGCCAGAAGGCCGAGGCCGCGAAGAAAGCAGCCUCCGGUGAGAAGAAAGAUUCCAAUGAGAAGAAGAAGAAGGCCUCCGCCUGCUGCUAG